AUGGAGAGUCAGAGGCUCAGUGACUUGCCAGAUGAAUUGAUCUUGAAGAUAUUCUCGUUUCUUCCGAUGUUCAAAGAGACCUUAGCAACAAAUCUCAUAUCAAGACGAUGGUCGGAGGAAGAUCCUUGGAAAUUGGUGUCUGAUGUCACGCUUGAUAAUGAUGAUGACAGUUUCAUGAGGUUUAUAUAUGGAUCUUUGUUGUCUAACGAUGCUCAAACCCUAGAGAGAUUGCAUCUCAAGCUUGUCCGAAGAAAAUCGGCUUCAAACAUCGAUUUCGUGGUCCAAGUCGCGGUUAAUCGAUCUGUGAGAAAGCUAAGAAUAGACUUGUCUGGAAGAGCCCUAGUGUUACCGAGAUGCUUGAGUACUUGCAAAACCCUAAAAUCAUUGAUACUCCGUGAAGUAAGUAUCGUGGUUUAUCCGGAUGGGUUAUGUUUGCCGUCGCUCAAAACUCUACACCUUUUCUCCGUUAAUUUCUCGGGCUUCGAAACUGUUGCAAGUAUUUUACAAAUCUGCCCGGAUCUUGAAUAUUUGGUUUUAAAGCAAACCAAAUAUCACGAUGUGCCCAUUGUUGGGGCUAGGUCCUUGUUGCCAUCACUCAAAAGUCUCCACCUUUUAUCGGUUAAAUUCUCUAGCGAUGAAUCUGUUGCUAGUCUUUUAAGAAAAUGCGAGGCUCUUGAAGAUUUGGUUAUAAACCGGACCGAAUACGACAAUGUGAAGUUAUUCAAUAUCAAUGUGCCUACUUUGAGAAGUUUAUCUAUCAAUAACUCAAGAAGGAAACAAGUCUACAUUGGGGAGGAUUAUGGGUUUGUGGUAAAUGCUCCUGUUUUAGAGAAACUGAACAUUAAGGAUACGUGCAGUAACUUUCUAAGGUUUGAAUAUAUGCCUGAGGUGACCAAGGCGAAUAUCGAGGUUAUUUGUCAUGAGAAUAAGUUCAUAGGAUCUCUUACCUCAAUCCAAGAUCUUUCUUUUUGUGCUCUAACUUCAACGACUCCAUAUCCUAGAGGCACUUUCUUCUUCUUUUUUGAACAUCUAGAGCUAUGUACAUGUUCUGAGGGAUGGGCCAAUCUACUUGCUUGUAUACUCAAUGACGCUCCAAGACUUCAAUCUCUUAAGCUUGAUUCGAAACAUAGUGGUCGCCAUUACGAUGAUCCAAUCAUGAACCACUGGAUCGAACCAAAAGUUGUUCCCGAAUGUUUAUCGAAGCAUCUUGAGAUCUUGGAAUGGAGACCAUAUGAAGGCAGAAAGCAAGAGAGGAAAGUGGCUGCCUACAUACUAGCAAACGCAACUUGUCUAAAGACGGGGACCUUCUUAAUCUCAUCAAGGUGUAAGAGCAAAUAUGUGUCAGAGUUGAAGACAAUGUCCAGAGUUUCAGAGACAUAUCAGUUAGUGUUUAAGUAA
This is a messenger RNA of Eutrema salsugineum, 1398 nucleotides long. Its product is annotated as putative FBD-associated F-box protein At5g56560. The coding region runs from base 1 to 1398 and encodes 465 amino acids. The record is from RefSeq and is a predicted model, not a curated record. Lineage: Eukaryota; Viridiplantae; Streptophyta; Magnoliopsida; Brassicales; Brassicaceae. The transcript has 3 exons. Gene Ontology annotation, molecular function: protein binding.